CACUGUUUACAAUAAUAAAUGUUAUAUUGUGUACAGAAAUGUAAAAGCAACAACAAUGAGUAGUUAAUAUAUACAAAAAUUGCAAAAACUCGAGUAUAUUAUCAACUGUUUAAUGGUCGAAAUGCAAUGCCUUCGCUUAUCUAUUAACGCAUAGAAUUCGCGUUAUCGCCAGGUGAUCGUCGCGUUGUUCACCUUUCCGCAUAAAUCGAACAAGGAGAGAAACCUGUAAUAUAACAUUAUCUACCUGCGAGGCAAUUGCACAGAAAUAUUUGAUUACAUCAUUCCGUUUGUCAUAGUCGCGGUGUUUGUGUGUGUGUUUUGUGUAUAAACAUUUAUAAGUAUUGUAUAAAUACUUUAAUCUUUCUCGGACGAUAAAAACCAAAGUAUAAAAUUACUCAACUUAAAAAGUGCGACGAUUAGUACAGUGGGCAAAAUGGAAUAGAAUAUCUGGAGAGGGAGUUGAUAUUGAUAAUAAACAAAAAUCGCAAUCUAAUCUGGACACCAGAUAACGGCAACAACCGAACCUUCGAUUCUGUGAUCAUGAUAAAAUUACCUUUCCGAACGUCGAACGUGUUCUAUUUACAUUAAGAUGGGUUCUUCGGUGAGGGUGCGCGUUACGACUGUCCUAAAGGAGUUGGAAUUUUCCAUAGCGGCAAACAAAUCGGCGAGGGAAUUGUUCCUGCACAUCUGCAAGAGCAUAGGCAUCAGGGAAACAUGGUUCUUCGGAUUGUACUUCAUGAACGAAUCCCAGGAGAAGAUAUGGAUCGACGCUUCCAAAAAGAAAAUGAGCAUUUACAGGCCGAUGGCUUUGAAGCUCCAAUUCAUGGUCAAAUACUGUCCGGAGGAUGUGCAGCAAGAUCUGAUCGAACAUAUUACGUUGAAGCAUUUCUAUUUGCAAUUGCGAUCGGACAUAAUGAGUGAUAACAUCUACUGCCCACCAGACACUUGCAUUUUGCUGGCAUCUUACUUUGCUCAAGUGAAGUACGGCGAUUACGAUGACAGACUCGCGCUUGAGAAGGAGAAAUUCCUACCGGAAAGGGUGUAUAAGCAAUAUAAUUUGAACAAGACGGAGUUUCUUACUGCGAUAAUUUCCAUGUGGAAGAAGCAUCUGGGUAUGAACAGCGAUGAGGGUAUGCUGGAGUACUUGAAAAUCGUGCAGAAUUUGGAGAUGUUCGGCAUUCAUUACUUCUCGAUUUUCAACAACAAAGGGUCUAAAGUGCUGAUGGGCGUCUACCCUCUGGGCUUGAACGUUUUCAAACUCGAAGACAAAUUGAAUCCGGUGAUUAUGUUCCCGUGGUCAGAAAUUGGACAUUUGAAUUUUAAAGGUAAGAAGUUCAUCAUCAAGACAAUCGACAAGGCAGCGGCGGAUUUCAUCUUCUUCACGGAAGACCCGAAGAAGAACAAGAGAAUCCUCAAUUUAGGAAUCGGUUACCAUCAGCUGUACAGAACCAGGAGGCAACCGGAAAGCUUGGAGAUCGCGCAAAUGCGCGAGAUUGCGACCCACCAGAAGAUAGCAUUACAAGCUCAAAAGGAUAAGUUUAUUGAUGAAGUGAAGUUGCGGCAGAGCGUCGAAAUACGGUACAAGGAGGAAAUCAAAAUACUGCAGGAUGAGAUCAAGAAGAUGCAGAAGAACCUGAUGGAUUCGCAGGAGACGAUAGAGCGUCUGAACAAGCAGCUCGCAGAUAUCGAGUUAUCCAAGAAGGAACUGGAGAGCAAGCAGAGGGAGUUGGAGCAGAUGAUGAAGCGACUCGAGGAGAGCAAGAACAUGGAGGCCGCGGAGAAAUUAAAGUUGGAACAGGAAAUCAAGAAUAAGCAGAGCGAAUUGAGCAUUUUCCGCGAAGAAGUGUCGGCCAAAGAUGAAGAAACAAAGAGGCUUCAAUCGGAAAUCGAGGCUGCAAAGCAAUACCAAGAGAAAUUACUGCAGCAGCAGCUGGAAGAAACCGCGAGACGCGAAGAUGAACAGAAGAAAUUGGAGAGUUUAGUAGCGUCCGCUCAUUCGGAAAUACCGGAACUCACUAAAGUGAAUGAGGAAUUAAGUAAACAGCUGGAGCAAUUGCAAACCAAAUUGGAAUCGACGAGGAACGAAGCGUUGGAAACUAAAGAGGAUAAAAUCCAUAGGGAGAAUGUGAGAGAUGGUAGGGACAAGUACAAAACGCUGCAGGCGGUGCGAAAGGGAAACACGACGAGGCGCGUGGAUCUCUUCGAGAAUUUGUAGAAUGAUAUUAAUUUAUAAUUAUUGAAAAUAUUAUCGCCAUUUGUCGUGUGUGUAAGUGGUGCGUAAGUAAGUGUAAGUCAUUUAUUUAAUUUUGGAAAUUACGAAUCCGAAUUAUCUUAUCUAAUUUAUUAAUUAUUACACAUUGUGUUUCUCAAUAAUCGAUAUUGGUUUAUCCGAUCCAUCAAUUAGAAGGCUAUGAUAAAUUCGAUUCAGUACAUUGCAUUCUAUAGAAAUGAUUAAUUCAUGUAAUUCACUGUAAAACAAUAUACACUAUUUAUCUAA
This is a messenger RNA of Nicrophorus vespilloides, 2497 nucleotides long. RefSeq names its product moesin/ezrin/radixin homolog 1-like. The transcript has 7 exons. Gene Ontology annotation, cellular component: apical part of cell; plasma membrane; cytoskeleton. Gene Ontology annotation, molecular function: cell adhesion molecule binding; actin binding. The coding region runs from base 590 to 2215 and encodes 541 amino acids. Lineage: Eukaryota; Metazoa; Arthropoda; Insecta; Coleoptera; Silphidae. Gene Ontology annotation, biological process: regulation of organelle assembly; positive regulation of early endosome to late endosome transport; regulation of cell shape. The record is from RefSeq and is a predicted model, not a curated record.